AUCAGUCGUCAGAAUCCAUUUUUCCCCGCUUCAAAACUAAAAUAAUUCCUGAUUUCCCCCAAAAUUUCGUCUACCCCCCCAUCCCCAGCCUACCCCACGCAUAUUUGGAAAAAACACAAAGAAUAAAGCCCCUCAUCAGUCUUGUUUAAUUAUCUUCAACAAUUGAUAUUCUUUUUUCCACCGGAAAACAUUUUCGUGUCAGGGAAUUGAUCGGAAAUGGUUUCCCCGGAAAACACCAACUGGCUUUACGAUUACGCGUUUGAAGAUAUUGCUGUGCCUGAUGGGAAUUUUCCAGCUUCAGCUUCAGGGUUUAAUUGGCCCGUGCAGACCUUGAAUGGUUCAUCAAAUGUUAGUGUGGAGAUUGAUGGCUCGCUUGGGGAUUCAGAUGGCCCAAAGGAAACUGGCUCCAGAAAACGGCUAAGAACUGAAUCAUGCGCUUCAACAAGUUCCAAAGCAUGCAGGGAGAAACAACGGAGAGAUAGGCUAAAUGACAAGUUUGUGGAAUUGGGGGCUCUGCUUGAUCCUGGAAGGCCUCCCAAAACAGACAAGGCUGCCAUUCUGGUUGAUGCUGUUCGAAUAGUGACUCAGUUGCGUACUGAAGCCCAGAAGCUGAAGGACUCAAAUCUAAGUCUUCAGGAGAAGAUUAAAGAACUGAAGGCUGAGAAGAAUGAGCUUCGGGAUGAAAAGCAGAGGCUAAAGGGUGAGAAGGAAAAGCUGGAGCAACAACUGAAGACUGUGAAUACCCAAGCUAGCUUCAUGCCACCUCCUACCAUGCCUGCACCAUUUGCUGCUCAGGGUCAAGCACCUGGGAACAAGUUGGUACCCAUCAUCAGUUACCCUGGAGUUGCCAUGUGGCAGUUUAUGCCUCCUGCUGCUGUUGAUACCUCACAGGAUCAUGUGCUUCGCCCACCAGUUGCCUAAGCCAGAGGCUAAAGGCUUCCAACUGCAAGCAAGUGCUUAGAUGGACUUCAAUUUAAUGUAGCUUGGCAUAGUGCUUCCAACUUUGUGGUCUAGUUCUUAAUUUAGCUUGGCAUUUCACGACUGUAAUAGUUUUUGCUCGACAAUGUAACUGGAUUUGGUGGAUUGCUAAAGACUCUCGUUUCCUUGAAAUUUAA
Molecule: messenger RNA, 1115 nt
Organism: Coffea arabica (coffee)
Lineage: Eukaryota; Viridiplantae; Streptophyta; Magnoliopsida; Gentianales; Rubiaceae
Product: transcription factor ILR3
Biological process (GO): intracellular iron ion homeostasis; regulation of DNA-templated transcription
Molecular function (GO): DNA-binding transcription factor activity; protein dimerization activity
Source: RefSeq, a predicted model, not a curated record